Molecule: messenger RNA, 1197 nt
Organism: Ornithorhynchus anatinus (platypus)
Lineage: Eukaryota; Metazoa; Chordata; Mammalia; Monotremata; Ornithorhynchidae
Product: tumor necrosis factor receptor superfamily member 16-like
Exons: 6
Coding region: 1-1197 (398 amino acids)
Biological process (GO): Rho protein signal transduction
Cellular component (GO): plasma membrane; cell surface
Molecular function (GO): nerve growth factor binding; death receptor activity; coreceptor activity
Source: RefSeq, a predicted model, not a curated record
AUGGACGGGUCCUGGGUGCGGAUCCUGCCUCCGCUGCUGCUCCUGCUGACGGCCCAGGCGCGGGCCGGGCCGGGCCGCGGGAGCGACCCGGUGCCGGCGGAGGGACCGUGCCGCACGCCCCGCCCCCCGGGUUUCGGCGUGGCCCUGCCCCGCGGGGACACCGACACCCGCUGCGAGCCCCGUCCGCCCAACGAGACGUUCUCGGCGUCCGGCAGCGCUCGGGAGCCGUGCCGGCCGUGUAGCCGCCGCCCGGCGCCGCAGCGGGAGGAGUCGCCCUGCACCCCGGCCCGCGACGCCCCGUGCCGCUGCCCGCCCGGCUCCUUCCUGGACGUCCCCUCCGGCCGCUGCCGGCCCUGCCGGCCGUGCCCGCCGGGCGCCGGCGCCCUCCGCCCCUGCGGGCCCGGCGCGGACACCGCCUGCCGGCCCUGCCCCGAGGGCACCUUCUCCGAGGAGCCCGGCGCCCGCCUGCCCUGCCGGCCCUGCCGCCCGCCCUGCAACGGCAGCGAGGUCACCAUCCGUCCCUGCACACCGCUCUCCGACACGCUCUGCAUGGGCAAAGAGCUGCAGAUCCUGAAGUGUCCGGAGGAGGGGGGCUCCCGCGACCACCCCCCGGCCGCCUCCUCCUCGGCCUUCCCCCCGCCGCCGCCCGGAGAGGCCGGCGGCAUCAUUCCCGUCUACUGUUCCCUGCUGGCCGCCGUGGUGGUGGGGCUGCUGGCCUACGUGGCCUUCAAGUGCCGGACCCCCUGCGGGCGGAAGCGGGCCCCCGUCAAGGCCCGGGCGGCCGAGCUCGGGACCCCCGAGGCGGAGAAGCCGCACGGAGACGGCGGCGUCUUCCCGGACGCCCCCGGCCCGCCCGACGCCCACCUCCCCGCCGAGGGGCCGCGGCCCGAGCCCCCGCGCUUCUACGCGCAGCUCCCGGCGGCUCAGCGGGAGGAGGUGUCGAGGCUGCCGGAGGGUCCGGCGGCGCCCGCGGGCGGGGGCUGGCGCGGGCUGGCCGGCCGCCUGGGCUACGAGGAGGAGGCGGUGGACACCUUCGGCCGGGGCCGGGCGCCCGCCCACACCCUGCUGAGCGACUGGACGGCGCGGGCCGGCGGCGGGGCCACGCUGGAGGCGCUGGAGGCCGCCCUGGCCGCCCUGGGACGCCACGACGCGGCCCGCGCCCUCGGGCCGCCCGGCGAGGGCAGCUCCCUGGUGUGA